This is a messenger RNA of Varroa destructor (honeybee mite), 11668 nucleotides long. It is a transcript of the gene l(3)80Fg, whose product is annotated as dnaJ homolog subfamily C member 16 l(3)80Fg. NCBI's taxonomy places the organism in Eukaryota, Metazoa, Arthropoda, Arachnida, Mesostigmata, Varroidae. The record is from RefSeq and is a predicted model, not a curated record.
ACUGCAGAACUGCGUCUUUAUGGAAAAUUUAGCUAUGAAUACUUGUCGACGAUUGUCUAGCAGAGCUCUCUAGACGAUAGCCACCAAACCUCAUAAUACGACACCAUCCUUGCAAAGCCGCCGAAUACCCGGAAGUGAGGCAAGCUUCGACCAUGAGCUUUAGCGAGUGGAAUAAUGUUAAACAGAAUCCUCGUAAUCUUCUAUGAAAUACUGGGUACAUCUUAGUCUAUCACUUGCCUGUCCAAAUUUUUACUUCCUCAGCCCAAACGAAAUUUUUGGUGUUGCAGCCCGAUCAACUUCCGGGUGCAGCCGGGUCAUUACUUUAAGUGCUAGCCAACAUUUGUCUCUGAUUCGAUCUCCUUCCUUGCAAAUCAAAAUGGACUCGUAGAAUUCGCCUCGAAGAGAGAUCAAAGCACUGGUCGUCUCAGGUAGGAGUGAGCGACCUCGGCCUCCGAGUGCGGUGGUGGUCGCCCUGUGGAGCCGAGGAGGCGACGAGGACGAUCGCGCCCACGGUGACUCAUUCACUUAAUGAUCAGCCUGGCGGUAGACCCCUCAGACGUUGCUUAAGGAGAUGUUCGUUGAAUGCACACGCACUGUUGUUGGCUAAUGAUUUAGCAACGGCUAGUUUAAUCAGCCAGUUGCUUAUCGAGCAGUAGUUGCUGCAAAACUGGUGGAGUCAUAGAUCGACUAACCAACGAGAGUGGAGGCCAGUGGACCUAGUUUCAGUAACGGCAACGCACUCGAGAGUCCAACAAGGAAGAAGAGCAAAGAAACGGCCGCGCGUAAUGUUGAUAGCGCGCCCGUUCGCCAGCCCCCCAACUCGCAGUGCUGCCACAGUACAAGUAACGAUUGGCGAUUCCACCAACAUGUGGAAGAGGCAGUACGACUUCUGUAAACAAAAAGAAGAUGAGCUUUGUUCUGCAAGAACUAUGGCUGGUGCCGCUAUGACCGUAUAGCACUACGACAAUUACAAUAGCUACUAAUAGUAAUAAUAAUACACGAUACACAACGAGCAAUCGAUAGAAGAGCGUUUUGUUUAUCUGGCUGGUAACCUCAAGCUGGCCGUUCAGGACUAAUUGUAACUUGUGCAAAUUAGUACUUAUUAUUAACUCAUUAGUUGAAAAGAAGAGUAAAGGGUAUCGGCGGACGGAUGAUUCUUGAUCGGCUCGUGGUUUGUAUCGAGUUUUAUCUACAAAAGAACAACGAGACAAGGAAAAAUCUGGCAGAUAAAAGGAAGUGCGAAUUAUUGUUAUGAAUAGCGUUAUUCAUUAAUAGCUCGUUGUGGUUCAGGUGCAAAAAAUUUGCGUCAGCUUGAGCAAGAAGUCGAUCAGUAGCAUUCGCGUGCGCAAUUACUGAGAGACCGUCAUAGUCGUGAGAGGAAAACACGGAAUCUUUUUGUGUCCUAUUUUGGACUGAAGAGUGUAUCCCUGGAUAGAAGGGCGGUUAUAUAGAGAAAUAAAGAAAACCAAGCACAGUUGUUUCAUUAAGAAUAAACAGUGGUACUCACAAAAAAAGAGAAUACUAAAUAUCUAUCCGUUGUCUCCUACUGCUUCUGCCGCUGCUGUAAUUUUUAUAAUCGUUGUGUCGGUUAGUGUGUCUGCGCGUGUGAGUUUCUGUAGCUAAGCGUGGCUGAGAACCGCUUGUCCCCCUUACUACUCGGAGUUGCUCUGGCGACUUUGUCUGAUCUCUCCCGAUUUCUCGUGCUGCUGUUGCUGCUGGUAACCAUUAUCGCCGCGAGCGGCUGCAAAGAGGCUGCGGCGACGAUUGGGAGCUGGCAGAGAUAAACGGAGAUGAAGACCUAGGCUACGUGCCACUGCCAAAGAUUAAAGAUUGUUGCGGUGCGCGUACAAAUUGUGGUGCGGCGUCCAUACGGGGGGUUCGCGCACUGCACUGAUCCGGUGUCUUGUACCUGGCUACUAGAACUACUACGACUACUUCUAAUUGUACGAUCGUAAUUACAAAUUUAAAGACCACAAUUUCUUGGCUUCUGAAGGCGGCCAUAGGCGGUGGCGUUCUUCAGCAGCUGAUCGCUUUGAUCGCAGCUGAUUCAUUAUCAUAAUCGUGCGUGCAUGCGUCAGCUACACCAGAAAGUGGCAAAGGCCGCGUUCUGGUACGUCGGUGACCCUUAACGAACGGGUCCAACGGUGACCACGAAUUUACCACAAAGUUACCAUAUAUUUGAGGAAAAAGUGGAGCGUUACUUUCUGCCGAUCACCUUCUAAUUCUCCCUUUGGUACUUUCAUCACAAAGGACGGGAUUAAAUGAACUCGAGAUGGGUGUGUGACAAGUGAUGCGAAUAAGUGAUCGGCGUACCCUCGGAAAUUUGUUGGGGAACCCGAUUCUUUGAUUGGUGGGAAAGUACGGCAGCGAAUAUUGCUCGCGCUGGAAGUUGAGGUGGUAGGCGUCAUUCUGGCUUUGAAAAGCCUUGGUCGUGGCGAGGUGACGUGCCGCGCCGCUGAGCUCUAGCUGCUUCGAAAGGACAGACUGCUCCGAAGGAGGUAGCUAGACAACAAAACUAUAGGGCAGGUUGACAGGCAUGAAGCUGUUCCUUAUAACGGUUGUUUUCUUCGUGGGCUGUUCGCAAUGGACGCUCGGCCUACUUAGCGACCCCUACAAGAUACUCAACGUCGCACGGUCCGCUUCGGCUAAUCAGAUACGACAGGCGUACAAGGAACUCGCUAAAGAAUGGCACCCGGACAAAAAAAAAGAAGACCGCUCUGCGGAAGGAAAGUUCAUCAAGAUCAAACAGGCCUACGAGCUUCUCAUGGAUCCGGAACGACGAAACGAAUAUGAUAAGCAUGGUUGGACUGAAGACACACCCAAUUUCCGCAGGCGACGGGCCGCUUACGCCCAUCGGUAUAGUUAUGACCCGUAUGAAACAAUGUUUGGUGCGGAGCGUCCUCUACUCGCCAUCUACCAUAACAUGACGGUAACCACCAAAUCCUAUGAGAAUAAAAUUGUUCCAGACUCUCACGCGCGUAUUUGGCUGCUUCUUUUUUAUCAUGACCAGUGUUCACCCUGCCUGCAGGCAGCGCCAGUUUGGCAUAGAAUACAACAGGAGCUGGAACCGAUUGGUAUCGAGUUUGGUGCCGUACACGCCGAACAUGAGGAAGAGAUCCGAAAGAAGUUGGGUGUGGCGGCCUUGCCCCAUCUUGUCGCCGUCGUUCAGGGUCGGAUAGUGCAUUUUCGCGACGAGCAUUUGUCGCUCAACAACGUCAUCAACUUUGUCCGACGGACCUUCGAGCUGAAGAUCAUUGAGCGAUUAGAGGAACGCAAUCAACUUAAUGCGUUCUUGUCAGGCUGGAAAAACGACGACAAGGUCCGCGCCAUCUUCUUUUCACAGACCAAACAAAUUAAGCUCCGAUACAUGCUUGCUGCGUUCAAGUUCCGUGACUAUAUUCACUUCGGCUUUGUGUGUAUCGAGAAUAAGCCGGCAGGGGAGGCGAUUCGGCGUAAGCUAAACGUCCUCCCAAAGAAGGAAUCACUUCUCCUCUUUAAUGAAUAUUCCUCGGCACCGUUCGCCACAGUGGCGAUGCCCGAGCUAAGCACACAGACACUGCACGACGCCCUUAAUGCUAACAAGUUCCUCAUACUACCGAGAGUUACGUCGCAGCCGAUAUUCAACCAGCUCUGCCCCAAUGAAUCGGCGCAGAAGGUGUCCCGACGUCGACUAUGUGUGAUCUGGGUGACUGUGUCUCAUCCAAGCAACCUCAACGAGGAUAGGCGGGUGCAAUUGCGUCUUUACGUCAAGGGACUGAGUGCUCAGUGGAAGGAGCGUGUGUCUUUCAUGUACUUACAGAAGGAUAAACAGGGCGAGUUCGUCGAAAGUCUUAUGAACGGCCCGGGGGUACCUGCGGAGCCAUCUGAGCACUUUGUGAUUAUCUGGCGGCGCACUGAUCUUGUCGUCGAGUACCAGUGGAUAUCGAAGCCUUGGUCGGGUGACGCCACGCAGAUGAACGCGAGUAAAGAAGAACUGAACAAUGUGUUAAUGCGUCUACUGCAUACGGCAGAAACCUUAGCGUGUGGUCGGGCUCGUCUACGAACACUUACCGAUGAGCACGCGCAGGGACUGUUGACACGUAUCCUUAAGCGACUCGCCCUGAUGGCUGAUGCCAUUGCCGAUAAUGUGUCCAAAUAUCAGGUGUUACCUGUUAUCUCCGUAGUUGUCUCGUUUGUGUUUAUAAUACUCAUCGGCUACCUUAUGUCCUACUUGGUCCAGCUCGAAGAGAACAAAAUACGGCAACAAGGAAAAGGUGUACACGUACCAGGUGGCCACAAACCGCGCAACGAGUGCAAGCUCAGCAUACAUGAACUGCGUGGAGAAACCUACAACGGCCUAGUGCGCUUACUUAAGCCCGGUUGCCGUACGGUCGUACUACUUGUGGACAAUGAUUCGAAACCCAAACUUCUUCCGCAGUUCUUCAAAGCCGUAUUUCCCUAUCGCAAAAAUAAGACGCUCAUGUUUGCGUUCAUGAUGCUUGAGAAGAAUCUUGAAUGGUACCGGCGCUUACUGCUACAGACCCUCGGCGAAUCAUCCCACAGACCACUCAACAUUAAUCCCAAGAACUGUAUUGGGACGGUAUUAUCUCUGAACGGUCACCGUAAGUACUUCUGCGUGUAUCACGCCAAGCACCGCGAGGAGGAACCCCGGAGGGAUCGAGACCGGGAUCGGGAGCGCGAGCGGCGUGGGACGUCGAUGGGUCCAUCGUUAUCUACCCAAACCAAUCAUGGGGCGAAUACAACAGGGGCGCACGGGGCCUUCCUGGGGUUUGACUCCUCCGACUCGGAGGCCGACUCAGAUGUAGAGAGCGGAAGACUAAUUAAAGGCGGCUCGCGAGGCGGCGGCAGUACGAGUACCGGCGGGACAGCGUCAGCAUCUGACAGCGGAAGUGGAGAUCUUUAUGGAUCAAUAUUGUUCGAGGAGCAUCUCCUUGAUGGGCUUUCGUCGUGGCUUGAUAAGCUCUUCGAGGGCACCACAAAGCGCUACUAUAUACAGUACUGGCCAGAAUGCAUGAAGUGAAAAAGGAUAAUAAUGAUAUUGAUAAUUAUUGCGUUACGAUGCUUUGAGUACAAGAAAAGAGUUGAAAUAUAAAAAGGUGAGAGAUUAGGAACGAAGAAGAGGACGCAAAUGAACGAAGGAAAGGAUAAGCAGAAAAAACGAAAUAGGCAUUAAAUCCAGAUGUGGGACAACGAGAGCGGCCGGAGUCAACUCUUCUGUCUGUUUUCCCCAAAACAGUGCCAUUGUUAUUAUGCAUCAUUGUUAACUAGAUUCCUGGCCAAACCAAGCCAUAAUGUCAUGCCGUAUGCACUUCUACAUUGGUUUUGGACGAUUGAGACAAUGCGAUAGUAAAUGUCGACUCCGACGAAUAGAAAUACUUUGUCACGAACGUCCUUCUAGAAAUUUCGUACCAACUAGGCACACACAAGACAGGACGCGAGCAGCAGAUCAAAUACAAUCAAUUUGUGGACGUACUAAGUACCGAUUGGUUAAAGGAUCUUGCAACGAUCGGUGCUUACCCGCAGAUUACCUAUCAUAUGCGUAUGGCCAUGAUCGACCGAACAAAGCCAACAGAGUGCAGCAGCAACAGCAGCAACAAGAAGUUGAAGAACACCGACGCAAGCGUAACCCCUAAAUUCUGGCCUUUCCGCCUUCGACGUUACAGCGCUGUAGUUUUGCCCCUUAGCUUCCUAACCGUUCCCCAUCGCAGACUUCGAGUAUUCCUCUAAUUUGACCCAAUGUCAUUAACAGUUAAUUUCAUCAAGAGUCCAGCGAGCGAAUAAACAAAUUAGAUGCAUCUGAAGCAGCCAACGCAAGCUAUGAUGCAGCCGCCAUAGUUGCAAUACAUAAAUAGAUGACAAAAAUGCAAAAUUGACAUUUUAUCAGGUCUCGCACAUCCCCUAAGUGUGCGUAAGUUGUUUGCUGUAGUUGAGUAAGUUCCAGUAGAGCAGUGUUUAUACAGUAUACUUGAGAUAUAAACAAUACAGUAUGAAAUUGCAAUGGUCGUGCGAAACAAUAAACGCAUAAGGAAACGACGCUACCCUCAUGAUGAUAUGAUGAUUAUGAGGGUUUUACAGAAACUUAUAAAAAGAGAUCAUUUUGGCAGUGAUAUCGUAAGCGAGGAGGAAAUUAACAGAUGUCACGAUUAAACAUUGAUGUCUCAUUUCGAUGGGGAAGGGCCUCUCGCGAAUGGUAACCUGAGUGGAUGGUCUGGCCUACAAGAGUAUGGACCAUGCCCCAUGACAGAUCGAAAACGUCUGCCACUGUAUUUCAGCGCUGCGAAAAUUACAAUUGUUUGGUUCAGUCUGCUGCUUUUUUUUAAAAGUUUCGCUCAGUUAAUUGAGUUUCGUUGCCUAUACUUCAUACCUGGUUAGUAAACAUCAUAUCGUAAACGGAUUAUGGCCUUGUCCGCUGAAUGUCAAUCAAUUGAAGUCGCAAGUGACUACCUGAUUGGCCUAUUUAUUUGAUAAUUUAAAAACGUUUGUUGACAAAUUAAUUGUUGGUAUCGAGCAUCAGCACACCGAGGCUGACUUCGUGUGCUGAGAUCUGGCGUGUCCUCAAUACGAAAGGUUGUACAUAUUGGAAUUCUGAAUGUUUGUUAAAUGCUAUACACUAAGCCCUAGAACAGUGUUACGUAGGUAAGGCUAUGCUUAUUUUGCUACGAGAGCAUCGAUACAACAAUUAACGCGGCGGAGGCAAGUUUCUCGUUGAAAUUAUUUGUUAUACAUAAUAGAUACGGCCAAGUUACGCAACGUGCCACUUAUUCAUAACCAUAAUCGGAAUAAAGAAACGAGUUUUGAACGAAAACGAGCGAAUUGAAUGCUGUAUGAUUGACAAAAUUGGCUGGCUAGUUAAACGUCUAAAUUUUAAACUUGAUCCUUUGUUGGCAGAAAUCAAAUGUUGGCGAAUUUAUCAAAUAAUAGUGGAGCAUUACUUUGCUCACUGACCUGCCAUCGUUGAAACAAAUAGCGAAAAGAUAGACGUUAGACUCAUUUUUCAUACCUCCUCUCAUUGUUCUUAAAACCACGUCCUGCUGUGUUUUUCUCCAAUAUGGUUGUUAUGAUACGCUUGUGUAGUAUUUUAAAAAUUCGAAUGAAUGAUUUGUGUGAUUUAAGAGAAGUACCGUAUCUGUCAUGUGAUAACCAAUUAGAUCAGAUUUCUGUACGUUAUCUAUAUCAGCGUCUUGCUCUUUAAACAAUCGAUCUGAAGGACUACGCCUCACGCAGCUUUCCUCCGCAGUGUCUUUUCUUUUUCUUACUCUUGUUGGUAUGAACUCUAAUUGUCGGUGGUUUAGUUGCAAAUAGAUGUAUGACGAUUGAUGUACAACAAUAAAUACGAUACGUAUUGUAUAUCGGAUACGGGCCAGAGGAGUCUGGUCUAGUGACACGUACUUGUUAAAAGUUACACACCGGUUAUGAUAUCGCCGAUCAUUGCUAUUUAUAAUAAUAAUAGUAAUUAUAAUUAUUAUAAAUGUAACUUUCACUAUGGGCAGUUUACAAGGUUGGAGCUAUGCGAAAAACAUACCAAGUGAAGCCGACUAUAUAUAUAAAUAAUAUAAUACGGAUACGAAAUGAACAGUGAGCCAGACGCCGAAUUAGAGCGAACGUGAAGUGUCCGAGAAAAAGAAACGUGGGAACACAAAAAGGAAGAGAGUCGAAGAUCACGAAAUAGUAUAUGGCCUUUGAUGAAGAUGAUCAUUGUGAAAGCGGUACGUGUUUUAACUGUUUCAUGCAAAAAAUAUUCUAUUUGCCUGGGUGUGUUCGGUUGCGCAUGAGACGGGCAUCCAUCUCACACUUCAUCUUUUCUACGACCAGUUAAAAUAAUGAAAUAAUAAUAUUACUGAAUUCUAGUAUUAUUAUUGCACACACACUCACACACACGUGUAUAUACAUGCAUAUGUGCGUGUGUAUGUGACGCGCUAUACAUAUAUAGCGCGAUAUAUCAUUCGCAAUCAAACGCUCGUUAAUAGUAAUGAUGAUAAUUACAUUCGUAUGUAUCACUGUUGUUGCCCACCGGCAAUAUAUUCUACAACUUCUCAUGCAACAUUAGCAGAAAAAGAUAACGUUCCCCUUAUUCACACGCGACGUCUGUUUUUCAUGAGCAUAAACCGGCAGAUGAUACUGGGUCUUCUGUAUCGUCUUAUGGACAGCUUAUUAUCCUUGGUACUAAAUAAGACAUAGAUGUAAAUUUCUAGCAUGGAAAUUGCAUUAAAGAUCAGCGGGUCCGAUUUCCACAUCGUUGCACCGAAGGCGUCUUGCGUGUCGAUACCCAAAUCGCUCAUCAAUACUCCCCUUUUCGUUAAUCGAUAGAAAUACUGUGCUGAGCUCAUUUUGAAUAUCCAUGUGCCAUACCACAUGACACGAUUAAUAAGACAGAGACCAUCACAAUCAAUUUAUUUGCACUCAACCCUUCGAAUUAACUAAAAGGACAUCGCCGUUUGUCAACUUAUUGUAUCGCAAAUUGCAUAUUGCCAAGGAGAAAAACAAUAAUACGACACAGAAUAUAAUUAAAAAAAUAGUAGUUCGCUGAGCAGGCUUCUACCGCUGUCAAAUAUGGAAAAGCGCAAUGUUGCGCGCGGGCUACUUGAAAAUAAUGAUUGGGCAUAACAGCAUCAUAAAUGAUAAUAUAAACACUGUGCACAGAUACAGUAUUGACCUAUGCUGACCUACGAGCACCUUGCCGUAGCAGGGCGAUAACUCAUGAUACAAUAAUAUAAAUGCUGGGAUCAAAACUUGCAGCUUUAAUAGAUGGGUAAAGAAUAAAUUUUCAACUAAGAUUAAUCGCAGUGCGCUUGGAUUGGUUAUGACAGAAGCGACGGAAUGGGGAAAGUCAUGGUUUACUAAAUGGGUAAGCUGGAGGCUGAAUUAAUACAACUUGUGGAAUCCAUCAACUUCACAUCUCAAUAUCAUUCAAAGUAUCAUUCAUUAUACACACAUACAGACGAAUAAUCGAAUACUGUUUUUGGUAUUGAUAAGGCGAAAUAGAUAACGGGCCGGACGCAAAAACGUCUUGCAUAUUGAGUAGAAGAGACUUUUGUAAGCAAAAGUACACAAAGCAUUGACAUGAAUAAGGGUAGCAUUAGAUAUUAUAGGCUCCACAUGAAGUUCCCUUGCAAUUCUGAGUGUAACUGGAGGUGGCCCGUAACUCUGAGUUGGGAGCAUCAUUUGAAGUGUAUCUUAGGCACACAAAUUAGUUAAUCGACUGCCAUUAGUUUUUAUCUAUUACGGGAAGCAUAAUAAAAAUGUGUUCAUCUAUAAACAUAGGUCAUUGUGUUGGAAUUGCCUGCCAAUUAUAUCUUAGCACGAUAUCGAUGGGCUGAACCGAAAUAGUAGUUUGCUGAUUCCCUAGAGAUGUUAGCGUCGCAGGUGUGGCCAAAGCAUUUAAAAAGGGAAUGCAGUCAGAAGAUGCGCUGAAUGCCGGUUCAUAAAUGGUGUUUCACCGUAGCUAGUCGAGUCCGUGAAUGACUGUAGAGUUUUUUGAAGUCUCCUAUUAUUAAUUAUUGGUGUUACUACUACUGACUGCCUUUCGUAUGAAAUGGAAUAGAGCACCAAAGGAAGGUUUGCUGAACGGAGUUCGUGCAUUCCGCCAUUUGUUAGCAUUCGCGCAUGUCAGGUCAAUGCUAAGACGUUUUUUUAACAAAGAAAUACAAAUAAAUGUGGACCUCCCUUUUUGACUGUUUAAUCUAUAGAAAGGGUUGUCGUCACGACAAUGCAUGUUGACAAGGUUGUUUCGAAGCGAUUGACUAAACAUCAGUGAACAUCAGUAUGGCUGAAAUUCGCCCUUAGAAAGGAAUAGAUUGUUACAAGGGCAGAUCUGCAUUGAUAUCCAAUACGAACCUAUAUGACAUGUGGUGCAGUUAUACCUUGUGACUACGCAUGAUCCACACAGAUGUGGUUUUUGAAACUUGGAACUUUUUGGGAACAAAUAACUAACCGUAAUAAUAGGUUACGUAUGAAACCCGACACAUGAAAAAUUCCUAAUUAUCAUUAGGAUUAUUAAAUUAUCUAUUAAAAAUAUCAACGGCAAUAACACUACUAAAGUAAAGCAACAAGAAUAUCUAUGUCAAUACCAUUUAUACUCAAUAUAUAUGAUUCCUAUCAAUAACAAAUACAUAGGAAUUAUCGAUUAUCGAUUACUAGCAUGAAAACACCUGAGAACCCGGUCAUGUCGCUUAUAGCCAUAUCUGUGUUUAGUUUUUGACUAUUUUUGCCAACGGGGAGCUUUCACAACAAUGUGCCCACGGCCCUCUUGGCCUAUUCCUUUUUUACUACAGAGGUGAGUGGUUGCAUCGUAUGGAUAAAGGACAAAAAAUGACCAAUAGAAUGCUAUAAUUGUGAAAACGCUUAAGAGACACACUGCAAUAAUAAAGUUUCAAUAUUUUAAUAAACGAUGACCCUAAUAGUACACUAAAUAGAAUCUUCUACAAUAGAUGUCACAAGACAGAACGUGCUAACUAUAGCAGAAUAAACAGCUGUUCAUUAGAUGCACACCACUGUUCCUCGCGGAGACACGAGACAUUACCAAAAAUUGUUAUCAAUAUUUCCAUAAAUAUAAUUGUCCUUUUACUUCAAUGUAUAAUGAUCACUGUUUUUGUAUUAUUGUAUUAUUAUUAGCAUAAAUUAGUAUGCUUAGCAGACAAGCCAUAAGAAACAUAAAUCAAAGAAGCCACCAGAUUACUCGUCAGAACAUCGAAAUCGAACCACAGAAAAAUAAGGGCCAAGUCCCGUUUUCAGCCCCAUUUCGUCCAAAGUCAAUGGAAUCUUUCCAUAUUACACUACUUCAUGUUAGAAAAAAAGAUGCUCCACUGUUAUAAUUUUUAAGAUUUCAAAAUUUCAACAAAUUUCAAGGCUGUGGCGUCUCAUGCUUCGCUACUUUGUUGCGUUCUAUUUACCCUUCAUAGUGAAGCUAUACUAGUUGACCGAGAUUUUCUUUAUAGCCAUACCACAUCACGGUCGUUAUUGCUGCAAGAGCAGGCACUUACAGGUCCUGUUCCAAAACCUUCUAAAUGUAGUCGUUCAGAAGCUAGGACGCGGAGUAGACGUAGCACAAUUUCGACUGUUCCGUAUAUAUGGGAACAGCAGGAGUCUUGAAAUGAUGUUUGAGCAAAAACAACUUUGUAGUAGCACUACCAGUAAUUGCGGCUGGUAUUAGGGAUAACACAUUUGAAAAAUGGGGAGAAAACUUUGAACCAUUAUUACACGCACGGAUACCGAAGUGAAGAUGGCAAUGGUAGAAAGCCCUAUAAAGAUUAUGCCUAUAUAGAUUUCAUGAUUCAACCAUGAUAACGGUGUAUAUAUAUAUAUAUAUAUAUAUAUAUAUAUAUAUAUAUAUAACGGUAUGAGUACACUGAAAAAUAACUGACAAGGAAUCAGAAUAAACGAGAUCGCGAAAGGGAGCGACAAAGGCAAAGAGCAACGACCAGGAUGCGGGUGACAAUAAUAAUACUGGUCGCGGAAUCAAUUAGUUGAACAGUAAUUACAACAGUUCAUAAUGAAGCGAGGUGGAUAAUGGGCGCGGACGAAACAGCAGAAAUGAAAAAGAAAUGUUCAUAUAGCGCGUGGCCCCUGCGGUGAAGCUACUUUUCAUAACUUAUUUGGCUUAAUUGUUUGCUAUAUAAGUCAACAAUGUCAACAACAGCACUUUAUUUAUUAAUAAAUAUAUUUAAUAAAA